Molecule: messenger RNA, 846 nt
Organism: Trichoderma asperellum CBS 433.97
Lineage: Eukaryota; Fungi; Ascomycota; Sordariomycetes; Hypocreales; Hypocreaceae
Source: RefSeq, a predicted model, not a curated record
AUGAAUCCCACCCCACCAGCCUCGCAAUUCAAGUGCCAGACAUGUUUCGUCUCAUUCUCGACCAUAACCCAGCUUGAGCUCCAUAUUGAUGCCUACACGCGACUCAUCACCUUUCUAAUAGAGAGAAUCAGCAAAGCAUCUGCGCAUCUUGUACCCAUAAAAAUAGACGAGCCCGAUGAGCCCGAUGAAGAAACACCUCCUGUGCCAGACUCCAUCAGCGAAUACGUUGAUUGCUUCGAAUCCUGUCCCGGCUGCGGCAAUACUUUCGUCAACGCAAACAUCUUCCUUGAGCAUGUGAAGGCAUGUGUUUGUAUUACCUUUGAGGAGGCAAAAAUCGAACAUAGCAUGAGACAGCAGCGGGCAUUGCUUCAUCGCACAGCAAUGCGAUUCAAAGACGCCAUGAGAGAUCUCAAAGGAAAAUCUAUUGAAAGAGGACAAGGCGGAAAUAGAGAAGCUCUUCCACAGAAUCUUCCACAGGAUCUUCCACCACAGAAUCUCCAUCCGCAGAAUCUCCAUCCGCAGAAUCUUCCUUUACAAGACAAUGGGCCAGGACUGAUUUACCCUGCGACUCGCGAUUCUACCGCUCUGGAUCAAGCUGUUGGUCUUACUGACCAAGCACAACAGCAACAGGACUGGAUUCAGCCUGCAUUCUUACACCCUCACGCCUUCAACGCUACACCAGGACCUGCGCCAGGACCUGCGCUGAUAAACACUAUGCCGCCGCCUCCUCUUCCACCUCCACGUUCUGCCGAGACUCCUCAAUUUACGAUGAUGCCCCUCUUGACGGAGGCUGAUUUCAUCAUGGAUGAAGAGCCUUCCGAGUCUUCUCAGCAUAAUCUAAACUGA